Gastrolobium bilobum is the source of this 1910-nucleotide messenger RNA. RefSeq names its product probable serine/threonine-protein kinase PIX13. Lineage: Eukaryota; Viridiplantae; Streptophyta; Magnoliopsida; Fabales; Fabaceae. The transcript is spliced from 6 exons. Gene Ontology annotation, biological process: protein phosphorylation. The record is from RefSeq and is a predicted model, not a curated record. The coding region runs from base 52 to 1356 and encodes 434 amino acids. Gene Ontology annotation, molecular function: ATP binding; protein kinase activity.
GCCUCUCAACCUUUCUCCGUUGCCUAAGGCAGAAGGAGCUGAAACAACUCAAUGGGGAAUUGUUGGAGUCAUGCAUCAGGUUCUCCAGGUGGUCCUCCCAACUCCAAUACUGCCCCUGACCCCAACAAUCAAUCAGGGAGCAUUCAGUUUUCUACUGUUCUCAGCAAUACGAGAUUAAUACAGAAUGGCAAUUCUACUUCUCUUGGUCACUCUGGAGGAAUCACUCGGUUCUUUGGGCCAAGUAGUAGUAAUAAUAACUCAACGGGAAAUAAUACUAGUAAAUCCCUUUGGGGCUCUGAGAAUAGCCAAUCCUCUCGAGUAAGAGAUGAAGAGGAAUUUCCUUAUGGGCAGAUCUUGGAUUCUGCAAACUUGAGAGUAUUUACUUUGGCAGAACUGAGGGCAGCCACCAAAAAUUUCGGAGCUGACACUGUGUUAGGAGAGGGGGGGUUUGGUAGAGUAUACAAGGGUUGGAUUAAGGGAAGAGCAGCAUCUAAUAGAGGUGAAGGAUUGACUAUUGCCAUCAAGAAAUUGAAUUCUGAAAGCAGGCAAGGAGUUGCGGAAUGGCAGUCAGAGGUGAGUUUCUUAGGAAGGCUUUCUCAUCCCAACCUUGUAAAGUUAUUGGGAUUCGGGCGAGAGGAAAGUGAGCUAUUCUUGGUGUAUGAGUUUUUGCAUCGGGGCAGCUUGGAUAAUCACCUAUUUGGAAGAGGUGCAAGUGUUCGGCCACUUUCAUGGGACACAAGGCUAAAGGUUAUGAUUGGAGCAGCUAGGGGACUAAAUUUCCUUCAUUCCUUGGAGAAGAAAAUUAUAUAUAGAGAUUUUAAGCCCUCGAAUAUACUUCUUGACAAGGCAUAUACAGCCAAGUUAUCAGACUUUGGGUUGGCCAAAUCUGUUCCUUCUGCUGAUCAGUCUCACGUAUCAACCCAGGUUGUGGGAACACAUGGCUAUGCUGCUCCUGAGUACAUCGCCACAGGUCAUUUGUACGUUAAAAGUGAUGUGUAUGGAUUUGGGAUUGUUUUGGUGGAGAUGCUGACUGGCAAGAGGAUAGGUGAAAUAAUGCGCUUGUGUCAGCAAAAGUCCUUGCUGGAUUGGCUCAAAUCGAAUCUAUUAAAUAGAGGGAAAAUGAGAAGCACAAUGGAUGCAAGGUUGGAAGGCAAGUAUCCACAAAACUUGGCUUUACAAGUAGCUCAACUUACUCUCAAAUGCAUCCAAGUAGACCCCAAAGUGAGGCCAUCAAUGAAAGAAGUUGUUGAAACAUUGGAACAGAUUGAAGCAGCCAAUGAGAAACCAGCUGAUAACAGAAAGAGGGCCUCUAAUUCCCGGUUAAUUCGACAACAUGGCCCUCCAGAUGGUGGUUAAUUGAACCCCAUCAACACCAUCCAUUUUAUAGCUAAAGGUGCCUGUCCUAGUGGCCUUGUGGGGUUGAGCUUUUAUAAUGUACAUAAAUAUAUGCCAAAAAGACCUGGGAACAUAUUUGGAUUUGGGAUGAGGCCUUGAAAUAAAUCUUUGGUGCUACUGUUGCAUCAAAGAUUAAGUGCAUCCUAUCAAUGAAAAUAUUACAUAGUAGUCAAAAUUCUCUCUCCUCUGCCAAUUUCUCUCUCUCUCUCCUCUGACAUGUAAUACUCGAGUUGGUGGGAUUGUGCUACAUAUGCACCUAAGAUUUAUUGGAGGCCUUGAGGUUAUCUGCCUAAGGGUGAGCCUGUGACACUUGGCUUUAUGUGCACCCUAAAACUAGGCCCUCAGCUGGCAUUCAUAAGCAAGCAGGUCCCUUGUUAAUUGUUAAUGUAAGUUUCGUUCCAUCUGGACUAUAAUGUAUCAAAGUGUCUCACGGCUCGAUUUUUCAACUACUCACCUUCCCAUCUCGCUUUCUUUAGCUACCUUUAUUGCCUAUCUAGUUGAUUUAGAAAUUUCUA